Messenger RNA from Nomascus leucogenys (northern white-cheeked gibbon), 1867 nucleotides. It is a transcript of the gene TMBIM4, whose product is annotated as transmembrane BAX inhibitor motif containing 4. Gene Ontology annotation, cellular component: membrane. The record is from RefSeq and is a predicted model, not a curated record. Lineage: Eukaryota; Metazoa; Chordata; Mammalia; Primates; Hylobatidae. Gene Ontology annotation, biological process: negative regulation of apoptotic process.
CUCGCUCGGGGUUCGCCCGCCGACGCCGCACGGCUUGCUGGGGCUGGGCUCUUCUUCGCGGAAGUGGGUAGGAGGCGGUUGCGGUUAGUCGGCCGGGACCGGUAGGGGUGCUGUUGCUAUCAUGGCUGACCCCGACCCCCGGUACCCUCGCUCCUCGAUCGAGGACGACUUCAACUAUGGCAGCAGCGUGGCCUCUGCCAGCGUGCACAUCCGAAUGGCCUUUCUAAGAAAAGUCUACAGCAUUCUUUCUCUGCAGGUUCUCUUAACUACAGUGACUUCAACAGUUUUUUUAUACUUUGAGUCUAUACGGACAUUUGUACAUGAGAGUCCUGCCUUAAUUUUGCUGUUUGCCCUCGGAUCUCUGGGUUUGAUUUUUGCAUUGACUUUAAACAGACAUAAGUAUCCCCUUAACCUGUACCUACUUUUUGGAUUUACGCUGUUGGAAGCUCUGACUGUGGCAGUUGUUGUUACUUUCUAUGAUGUAUAUAUUAUUCUGCAAGCUUUCAUACUGACUACUACAGUAUUUUUUGGUUUGACUGUGUAUACUCUACAAUCUAAGAGGGAUUUCAGCAAAUUUGGAGCAGGGCUCUUUGCUCUUUUGUGGAUAUUGUGCCUGUCAGGAUUCUUGAAGUUAUUUUUUUAUAGCGAGAUAAUGGAGUUGGUCUUAGCCGCUGCAGGAGCCCUUCUUUUCUGUGGAUUCAUCAUCUAUGACACACACUCACUGAUGCAUAAACUGUCACCUGAAGAGUAUGUAUUAGCUGCCAUCAGCCUCUACUUGGAUAUCAUCAAUCUAUUCCUGCACCUGUUACGGUUUCUGGAAGCAGUUAAUAAAAAGUAAUUAAAAGUAUCUCAGCUCAACUGAAGAACAACAAAAAAAAUUUAAUGAGAAAAAAGGAUUAAAGUAAUUGGAAGCAGUAUAUAGAAACUGUUUCAUUAAGUAAUAAAGUUUGAAACAAUGAUUAAAUACUGUUACAAUCUUUAUUUGUAUCAUAUGUAAUUUUGAGAGCUUUAAAAUCUUACUGUUCUUUAUGAUAACUCAUUUCUAAGUCCUUGAUUUAGGAUCUCAGUUAAGAGCUAUCAAAAUUCUAUUAAAAAUGCUUUUCUGGCUGGGCACAGUGGCUCACGCCUGUAAUCCCACCACUUUGGGAGACCGAGGCAGGUGGAUCACGAGGUCAAGAGGUCGAGACCAUCCUGGCCAACAUGGUGAAACCCUAUCUCUACUAAAAAUACAAAAAUCAGCUGGAUGUGGUGGCACAUGCCUGUAGUCCCAGCUACUCAAGAGGCUGAGGCCAGAGAAUCGCUUGAACCUGGGAGGUGGAGGUUGCAUUGAGCCAAGAUCACGCCACUGCAUUCCAGCCUGGUGACAGAGCGAGACUCAGUCUCAAAAAAAAAAAAAAAAAAAGUUUUUCUUCCUAAAUUAGCCACGCAUAGCGGUUCGUUUGCAAUUCAAAAAUAAUUUUAUGAGUAGAUAAGAAUAUCGGUUUACCUUUGUCUAGGGAUUUUAUCUAAAUUUUCCCUGAAUUAUUAAGUAAUACUGAUUUGGCUUUGAUUCUAAAGUAGUAGAGUCUUUACCAUUAUAAACUGUAAAUCUAUUUUUGCUUAAAAGGAAAAAAAUGUAAAAGAUAAAUUCCACAGAGAAUUAUUCAGUAUUACAUUAAAAUGUUAAUGUCUUUUCAUUUUAAAUUGUACUAACAUUAAAAGUCUGCCUGAAAGUCAGAUAUUAUGACAAAAUUUGACAUUAAUUGUUUUUUAAAGUAUAGAUUUCAUUUGAAAUUAUAGAAUGCUAAUGUGGUUAGAGGACACCAAAGAUACUGGGUCAUCAGCCAUUAAGUAUAUUGAUUUCAAAAUUAAAAUAUUUGGGAACUAU